CGCGCCCCACGCCCGGCCAUGACCCUGCGGCGCCUGCAGCGGCUCCAGCCCAAGGAGGAGGACGCGGCGGGGGCAGCUGCCCUGGACCCGGGCCCCGCGGGGGGCGGCCCCUUCCCGGCGCUGGGCGGCUGCCGGGCGGCCGAGAUGUACCGGGCGCUGGCGGCCUCCGGGGGCACCUUGCCCCGGGCCCGUAAGGGCUCUGGAUUCCGAUGGAAACCGCUGAGCCAGUCCCCGGAGCAGCACCGGAAGGUGAUCACGCUGGAGAAGGAGGCAGAGGAGACAUUUGGAUUUGAGAUCCAGACCUAUGGACUCCACCACCAAGACCAGAACAGCGUGGAAAUGUUCACCUUUGUCUGCCGGGUCCACGAGGGGAGCCCAGCCCAGUUAGCAGGGCUCAUACCCGGAGACACCGUCACCGUGGUGAACGGGCUGAACGUGGAGGGCGUCCGACACCGCGAGAUCGUGGAAAUCAUCAAGGCCUCUGGGAACGUGCUCAGGCUGGAGACGCUGUACGGGACGUCCAUCCGGAGAGCGGAGCUGGAGGCUCGGCUGCAGUACCUAAAGCAAAGCCUGUAUGAGAAGUGGGGGGAGUACCGCUCGCUGAUGGUCCAGGAGCAGAGGCUGGUGCGUGGGAUCGUGGUGAAAGACCCCAGUAUCUACGACACGCUGGAAUCCGUCCGCUCCUGCCUGCACGGCGCUGGGCUCGUGAGCGGCUCCGUCUCCUUCGGGAAGAUGCUGUCGGACGCGGGCAGCACGUCCAGCUGCGUCAGCACCGCCACCGAGGAGAGCGAGGACUCUGUCUACCAGACCUGCUUCUUCGACUCGGCCGAUUCCCUGGAUGGGCACCCUGGGCGGGACGGGGGCAGCGCCCCCCCAGCCCUCUCCCAGCGCCGGCCCGCCCUGACCCGCAGCGCCAGCGUCAAGUGCAGCAGCAACGGGGCCGUGGGCCACUUCUGGGAGAGGCCAGGUGACCAAAAGAACUGCACGGUCACGCCCCGCAAGAGCAAACACACCAGCUUCCGGAAGCGGCUCCUCAAGUUCAUCCCAGGACUGAACCGCUCUCUGGAGGAGGAGGAGAGCCACCUGUAGGGGGCGCUGGCUGCCGGGGUGGGGGCACAGAGGCCACGGGGGGCCACCAAGUGGCCAAGUUUUAAGAAGUUUGGUUGGUUUAUUUAUUUAUUUAUUUAUUAUCCCGGUUGGUGCCGGCGCCCUGGCGGAGCGUGGGGCCAGGGCCUGGGUUUCAGUGCUGGGGCGGGGGGGAGGCUCUGCUGUGAAGGGCAGAGGGGAUUUUCGCUCUCCCUCCCCCCACCCCCGAAGGAGAAACACAUAAGGGGAUGGGGGGCAGCAGGAGCUGGAUCCAGCCCCAGCAGCAGCCUGGGUGCCUGCUCGUGGGAACUGCUGGAGGAGGGAGCUGGGCCCCUCUGCGCGAUUAGGGGUGAUUUUUCAGGUGUCCUGGGGGAAUGGGCCCUUUGCUUCCAGGCCUCAUGUGACCAAACCCCUCCAGUAGCUGCGGGGAGUGGAUGCGCUGAUGGGUCAGAGCCUGUUUGAGGCUGCGUCAAAACAAGCUCUGCCCUGAGGCCGGUACCAUCGGCAGGGAGGCUGCGGGAGCAGAGAGCAACUGUUCCUUCCCCAGGCAGCGCCUCCAGCAUGAGGCGUGGGAGAGGCUGGCCGUGCCCCUGCCCUGUGUCUCCAGGGGGCCAGGACUGUCCCGGGAAGAGAGGGAUCCUGGUGCUACCCCAGAGGCUCGCAGCAGCCGUGACAAGUGCUCCGAACGGAGCCGUGGCCAGAGGGAUCUCGGAGCAGGCAGCCCCUUCCCCUGACGCAGCGGGGAGCCUCCUGGCCCGGAAAGGUGUUGGGUCCCCCCCACUGCUUUCCCCUGGAAGGCAGCCAGCAGCUCUGCUCUGUUCCAGCCACAUCCUCCUCCUGUCUCUGCAGCGUCAGGGCUCUGCGUGACUUCCUGCGAAGUCUGGGCUCUUGUCAGCCCCAUUUCUGGCACUGGCUCCCGGCCCAAAGGUGACUGAACUGUGGGGCUGUCCGUGUCUCUCCACCACACCGCUCGGCCUGGUGACGCAUUAGGCCUGUGAUGGAAGGUCCCUUUGUAACCUCCUGACGCCAGCAGAACUGCUCGUCACUCUGAGACCGCGGUGCGGAGGCUGUCGCGUGGCCGGGAUCAGACCCUGGGGAUGGCUGGCCCAGAGGCGAGCUAGCAUCUUACUGGGGCGUGUCCGCUCUCUGGGACGAGGAGUCAGCGCGAACGGACAGCCCUGGCCUGGGAGCAGGAUGGGGUUGUAUGGCCGAGGGUGACUCCAUGUUCUUCUGACUUGCAGCCCUUCAGGAAACGGCUUUACGUCUCCAUCCUCGUGCUCAGUCCCUCUUGCAGGGGGAGGGCAGAGAAAUUGGUUCCACGGAGCAGAGGGGAACUUCCCAGCAAAGCUGGUUCUUAUCUCAGGAAAUAGCCACGGAAGAGGGUGGCUCAGCAAGCGAGGGCUCCCCGCUGGACGGAGCCCCCACCCCCCAGGCCGCAGUAGACAGCAGAGGGGGGCAGGGCUGCGGCUGGACACGGGUGUGGUCAGCUGUGGUGGGGGGAGGUGUGAGGUUUUGUACGGACACGGAUGGCGCCGUUAAAAUGCUUGGCACGGAUUCUGAUCAAUACAAUGAGACUGUUUUGCA
Chelonia mydas (Green sea turtle) is the source of this 2670-nucleotide messenger RNA. It is a transcript of the gene TAMALIN, whose product is annotated as trafficking regulator and scaffold protein tamalin. Bases 19 to 1089 code for a protein of 356 amino acids. Gene Ontology annotation, cellular component: plasma membrane. Gene Ontology annotation, molecular function: protein binding. The record is from RefSeq and is a predicted model, not a curated record. The transcript has 8 exons. Lineage: Eukaryota; Metazoa; Chordata; Testudines; Cheloniidae. Gene Ontology annotation, biological process: signal transduction.